This is a messenger RNA of Symbiodinium necroappetens, 645 nucleotides long. The record is from the annotation of a GenBank genome assembly. NCBI's taxonomy places the organism in Eukaryota, Dinophyceae, Suessiales, Symbiodiniaceae.
AUGCUAAACUCGAAGGAUCCGGAUCUGCUCGAGCUGCGAGCGUACUUGGACAAGUUGGGAGACAAGCGCAAAUCGCCUGAAUGGACCAUUAGCUGGAACGACACAUGGUUCUCCGACAAAGUCGGGGCAACCGCAGCCCAGCACUUGGAGCCGGGGCAGUACAAGAUAGAUCGUGAUUUUGUCGUCGAUCCGACUGCAGAAGUGCGGAAAGGGAAACUCAGUGCUGCACUCUCCGCGCCGACAUUUACCUUCGCCAACGAGUCUCGCACCCACAAGCGCACGGGCGUCAUGAAGGGCAUCGUGGGUGCCGUCGACAGGGAUCUCGACACUGGUCCCGGUCAGUACCCGCUCCCGGACGGUGUUGCAGCACACAAGCGCGUGCAGCUGCCUUCCUCGACGGCUUGGUCCAUGGCUCGUGGAGACCCCCAGGAGGCUGUGAGAGAGCGAAGGCUGGCCGCCAGGGCGCCACCUCCCGGUAGUUACACUCUUCCCAGCUUCUUCGAUGAUGUCGACAGGCAGCGCCAGGAGAGCCUGGCGGGAUCUGGCCGCCAUCGACCACGGACCCAGUGGAAGAACCAGUGGAAGACCAUGUUCAGGGCCAUCCACGCAUCUCAAACAGCGAAAGGGAGAACGGCUACGUUCUGA